Molecule: messenger RNA, 893 nt
Organism: Pomacea canaliculata
Lineage: Eukaryota; Metazoa; Mollusca; Gastropoda; Architaenioglossa; Ampullariidae
Product: pancreatic lipase-related protein 2-like
Exons: 3
Coding region: 90-671 (193 amino acids)
Molecular function (GO): lipase activity
Source: RefSeq, a predicted model, not a curated record
UCCAUCUCCCUCAAUCGCCGUCACAGCAAAAAAUCCGUUUUCUAUUGUACACACCGGAGAAUCCGACGACACCACAGCUGCUGGACGCUAUGAAUGUUACCUUCGUGAAAAACUCCAACUUCAACGCCCAACGACCCACGAAAUUCAUUGUACACGGAUACACUGACUCUGCCAGCGAUAAAUGGGUUCAGGACAUGGUGAAAGAGAUGCUGACGCAGAAUGUCAACAUCAUCGCCGUAGACUGGCAACAAGGCGCCAAGGGACCUAACUACUACCAGGCCACGGCCAACACUCGGGUUGUCGGCAACUACAUCGCGACUCUCAUCUUGUUGUUUGAGAAGCUGGGUGUCCCCAUGUCCUCCGUCCACGUCAUUGGUCACUCGCUGGGCGCGCAGGUAGCGGGCUACGCAGGCCAUGGCUUGGACGGGAGGCUGGGAAGGAUUACAGAUGUUAGCGACGCGCUUGACUGCAGCCACAUGAGGGCCACCAGCUACUACACGGCCAGCAUCAGAAACAACCCGUUUGUGGCCUACCCGUGUGCCAGCUUGAGCGAGUACAAGUUAGGGCAUUGCACGUCCUGUGCCGAAGGUUGUUCUAACAUGGGGUACCAUGCUUCCACUUAUAGUUCUGGUCUCUAUGUGCUGAACACUGGCUCCACCUACCCGUACUGACACCUCGACCACAGUAAAGUAUAUGGAAAGGUACCCGUACCUCUCGAGCAGACAGUCUGGUCCUUUCCCUGAUGGUGACUAAACCUUUGAUCUCCAAGUGUUGUGCUUUAAAGAAGUCUGAUGGUCUGAACCAUAGAAGCUGUGAAUAAUGUCUUGUACUUACCAUCAUUAAUAAAGCACUAACAUCUUCAAAAGUUACAAUCGCUUUGUUCUCGUAUCGUU